GAGAGAGAGAGCGAAAGAGAGAGAGAAUAACCCUCCAUGCUGUGCCAAGUUUUUCCAGUCUUUUUUUUGAUGAGGCGUGAGUGUAUGUGUGAGAGAGCGGGUGUGUGUGUGUGUGUGUGUGUGUGUGUGUGUGUGUGUGUGUUGGUAGAGUAGGUGUCUAAGACUGAGUGGGAAUGCCUGUCAUCAUGUGUAGGCACCUGUUACCAUGGGAACCAUCUGCCGCCACACUCAAGCUCUCUUUGCGCUGCCCACACAGUGUCACACUGCUGAUACAGAGAGAGAGAGAGAGAGAGCGAGAGAGAGAGAGAGACAGGAAAGUGUUUGGUCAUCAUUAGUAACUGUGUGUGUGUGUCUGUGUGAGUGUCAUCAUGACCCUGGAAUGACAUCAUGACCAGGUGAUUGUUCCCAGCUGGCCGCUGUUGAGGCAAAAAAACCAUAAUGUGACCCAACACAUUCACACAUGGUCCCUGAAGUAAAACUUUAACAAGUUUCAAAAUUAUCUUAAACUCCAUCUUAAAGUUUAGGUUAUUCAGUAAUUUAUAUCCGGUCCAUCUUUAGCACCAGGGAGAAAAACUUUAACACGUUCCCUGUACGGAGAUAAGAACAGAAAGCUCGUUUAAUCAAACCUUAAUAGAAGUCUGAGAGCAGUUUCUGAAUUGAACUAUACAAAUAUAUUAAAUUUAGUCUGUCAAAGCCAUGCUAUAGGCAUUACACUGUAACAGCAAAGGUGUUAGGACUAGACAGUCAUGAGAGAAAGUAGAGAAAAUCCAAAGAUGUUCUUACUGAAAUGUGUUCAGCUGUUCAACACACUAAAAAGUGCAGUGCCUGGCAUAAAUAUUCACCCUCUUGACUUCCGAAAAUCACCCUGAGAACACUAUCCCCACAGUGAAGCAUGGUGGUGGUAGCAUCAUGUGGAGUUGGAUUUAAUAGUGCUCUGCAGGUUGUUACAAUUUUGGGAUAUUUUUAACAACCAAAUCCUAACCAAUACUUUUUCAGAACUUUUGUCCAGGACUUGUUUUAAUAGCCCCUUUAGUCUUUUUAUUUGGGUGUGUUCUGUAAUAAGAGCAGGUGUGUUUUUAUUGAGAUCACGCGAACCAUUAUUCACACAUUCAACUAACAAUGUGACUGGUUGCGCUAGAACUAAUUUAGGGGUUUCACGGCAAUGGGGGUAAAUACUUAUGCAAUCACAACUUUUGUGUUUUUUUGUUUUUUAAUUGUAAAUGAUUUCGCAUCUUAUAUUGAUUUUGUUUUCUCUCCACUUCAGUAUUAUGGGCAAUUUUGUGUAGAUUCGUGGCAUAUAAUUGCAAUUAAAUCUAAUUCAGAUCCAGGUUGAAAUACUGCAAAAUGUGGAAAAGUUCAAGGGGGUGAAUACUUAUGCAAGGCACCUAUAGAUUUAUUUCCUGACAUUUUGCUAAAAGGUUUGUGGUAUCCAUUCAUGAGGAAGCCAGAACUGAGACUCUAUUUCCCAACUUGAGCUUUAGACGAAAUUGAACAACUGCCCUCAUCCUUCUGCUGUAAUAUUUGAGUAAAUAGGUUUAGUGUGAUGUUUGUUUGUUUGUUUGUUUGUUUGUUUUCAGUACAGGCUCAAUAUCAUGAUGAUAAAUAUACUACGAAUCUGGUAGAUAGAGAUUAAGAUAGAAAAUGCUGGAAUAUUCCUGUAAUCUUACCCUUAUUCUCUCUGCUACAUGAAUUUACAGUACGUUUGUGUUCUGCCUGUGAAUCACAGGUCACAGGACUUGUGACUGUUUAUGUAAGUGUUUUAACUCCUUCGCUCUCCACUUUAGAUGGAUGACUGUCUUCAGAGGAGUCUGAGCGUUUUGGACCGCCUCCUCCUCACACACUCCAUCUGGCUCCAACUGUCAAUCAACCCUGACUCCGCCCUCUGCAUCCUGCAGAGAGAGAUAGCUGGGACUUUUCUGGUGUGUAAGUGUGCAGUCACUCAGAGGAAGGUGCUGUGUGUGAGGGUUCAGGAAAGCAAUGUGUGUGUUGCACAAUAUCCCAUCCGAGAGGAAGACUCCACAUUCUCUCUGGAGAGCUCAGCCCUGAGUUUUCCUGAUUUGUGCAGAUUAGUGGCCUUUUACUGCAUUAGCAGGGAUGUGUUGCCUUUCCCACUUGAGCUUCCUGAAGCUAUCGCACAGGCCACCAACCACACACAGCUAGAGAGCAUCUCACACCUUGGCUUGGAGUUCUGGAGCUCUCAGGCCUCCCCUGGCCCCCCCAACGGCCCUCCCACCAUGUCUGUGACCUGGACAUCCAGGCCACGAUCGCCGUGUUUCAUCAAUCCCCUCUUCCUGCAGCCUUCCCAGCCAAGUCGAGAGGCUUCACACAAACGCCACAGAUUGAAACGCAGUCUGCGAGUCCGCGUGUCCACCGAAUCGUCCUUCAGCCUGACCCCUGGAGACUCGGAGUGGAGCCAGGGCGACUCGGACGUGCUGAGAAGUAACGAGAGGAUGGCACGGAGGGCAGGGGGCCUGAGCAUGCUUCGAAGAACUGCUGCUCUGGUACCUACGUCAGAAGAAGAGGAUGAGCAGAUGCUGGGAGAGGUGCCUCCAGUGAGUGUGUAUACCGAGCUUAAGGACCUACCACAGGAUGAGGGGCUCUGCGUGGCAUUGGAGCGACGACAUGCUCCUUCUCUCGCUGAACUGGACAGCAACAGUUCCUUCAGCAGCCUGGAAGAGGAAGAGUCGCAGCCGGACUCGGCGCUGCAGUGGCCUCCCCUCACGCGGGGCACCCGUUUCCCUGUCGCCAACCCUGCCUCCACCCUACGCCGCAUGAGUGCUGCAUUCGUGUGUGUUUUUGCUCCUGAGCGGCGUGUGGCCCGGCUGGUUGACGAGCUGUCCCGAGACAGGCGCUCUGCCUUUGGAUCGCUGAUCCAGGAUUUCUUACUAAAGCAGAAGGAAGAACUGAAGGUGCCGAGUUGGAGCUCAGCCGUGGAGCUGCUUCAGGGAUUGAGGAGGUUCCUUUCCCAGGCCAAGAGUCUGCUUCUGGAGGCUGGAGAACUGGAACCUCCCAUAGAGACCCUGGUGCCUGAGAAUGAGAAAGAGCUGGCUUUGGAGAAGGCUGUGUUUGGUUGUGUACUGAAACCACUGAAAGUUCAGCUGGGCCAGAUGCUGCUCACGCUCCACACACAGGAUGGCACUCUCCAGAGAUUCACUAACAGCCUGCAGGCCUGUCAGGAGGGGGCCCUACAGCGCCUGGGUGUACGCGUGGCAGUCCUGGAUGCUCAAGGUGUGGAGAGAGCAAAGAAAAAGCUCAAUCUUAUGCAGAGAAGCCACUCGCCCAUAGACAAAGUGCUGCUUCUGCUACAGGUGUGCAAGAGUGUGUACAAGGCCAUGGGAGCACAAUCUGAACAGGAAUUCAGCUCGGAGGAUUUCCUGCCUGCUCUGUCUUAUGUGGUGGUUCAGUGUAACAUCCCACAACUGCUGCUGGAGACGGAGUACAUGAUGGAGAUGCUGGAGUCGUCUUGGCUGUCAGGAGAGGGAGGGUACUACUUGACAAGCAUCUAUGCCAGCCUGUGCCUAAUCCAGAGCCAGCCUGGUACCCCGUGUCCUGGUGGUUUAACCAAUGAAGCCCAGGAGAAUCUGAGAGAAUGGAGCAAGAGACGAUCCCAGGAGGCCAAACUCCAUAAAGAGAGCCAGCAGAAUCAGAGGUUUGUACGUAUUCUUUUCCAGAACACUGAGUGUUGCGCAGCCCGUACUCUCCAAUGGAAAGCAGGUGAGAGCGUGGAGGUGUUAACCCGAACCUGCGCAGAGGUGUUCGCUAUAAACGAGCCACAGCAUUAUUGUCUGUUCUGGAGGAAUGCAGGGGAGAUGCAUCCUGUUCCUCUACAUACACAGCCUCACGAGCUGGGUGCCCCCACCCUAUCCUACCUCCGCAAAGAUCACGACUUCAGCAAGAUGCGCAGGCUGACCAGAGGUGGCGCUGUGGAUCUCGAGGAGUCUGCGUGUGAGGAGUAAGGACUUGACCGUACUUUGCUGGGCCUGUUUUCCACAGUGAUGUGGUAUGAGGACUAUGAAGCGAGUGCGUGUGCAUGAAUGUGUGUGUGUGUGUGUGUUUGUGUGAUUGUUUACUUCAGGCCUGGCAAGAACUGAUGAUCAGUUAGGUUCCACGUCAGUACGCCACUGAAGAAACGGAGAGCUCAUGGCUGAAACGUGAAAGCUAGAUUAAUGCGGAACGAUACUUGGUAAUAAUGCUUAAAGCAAUAGUUGCCAGUAAAGGGAUCAAGAACUAGCCGACUUUUAAAUUACCUGCUACACAGAAUAUAAAUACUGUUCUAGUUGUCCUUAGAGUGGUUGCCAAGAUUCUCUGCUGAACUUCAAUACCAAAGUGUUGAACAUGAUUCCUUUAUACAGCAUCUUUUUUAACAGGUGGAUGAAUAAAUAAGUAUAUAUAUAUGUAUAUUAUGUACAUUUACAUGUACGCAUCUGAGAUGCCCCGAGUGUCAGUAUUCUAUAGAGUCAGUAAAAAAAAAAAUUAGGCUCUUUCAACUGUAUCGUAGUGCUUUAAUAUAUAUGUAGGAGAAAGCAAAGCAUUUCCGGUCUUGUAAAUAGUUAUAGUUAAAGUGUUUUGAGGUUGUCUUUGGUAUCUUUUUAAACAGUAAACUGGAAAACUGUACUGUAAUUUAUUUUUGAGCUCCUUUAUUUUGCUCAGUACUGACUGAAUGAAAUAAUGUCAGCCUUACAGACUUGGGUAAAUUUGGUAAAUUGCAUUGACUUAGUAAUUGUAUUUGAAUUGUGUAAAUAACCUCUAAGAUGAUCCUGCUGAAUUUUUUUUUGUCAUAGUGAAUGUUCCAGUCAUUCCUGCGAAGGUGUGGCUGGACUGUGAAGCUGUACCGUGUUGCAUUCGCUGAAUGUGCUUUAAUGGUAACACCCCAUGGUGCUUUGAAGUGAUCGCAUAAACAUGCUAAAUGGAUUGACUGGUUUUUCGCUGUGUGAACUGACCAUUUUAUCCUGUUUUACUGGAUCUCAUGCAAACGCUGAACUUUGUAACA
This is a messenger RNA of Ictalurus furcatus (blue catfish), 4990 nucleotides long. RefSeq names its product Ras and Rab interactor 1b (gene rin1b). Gene Ontology annotation, biological process: vesicle-mediated transport. The transcript has 10 exons. Gene Ontology annotation, cellular component: endocytic vesicle; cytosol. Lineage: Eukaryota; Metazoa; Chordata; Actinopteri; Siluriformes; Ictaluridae. Gene Ontology annotation, molecular function: guanyl-nucleotide exchange factor activity; small GTPase binding. The record is from RefSeq and is a predicted model, not a curated record. The coding region runs from base 1785 to 3956 and encodes 723 amino acids.